Cinclus cinclus is the source of this 5175-nucleotide messenger RNA. RefSeq names its product DnaJ heat shock protein family (Hsp40) member C15 (gene DNAJC15). The transcript has 6 exons. Gene Ontology annotation, cellular component: PAM complex, Tim23 associated import motor. The coding region runs from base 2126 to 2461 and encodes 111 amino acids. The record is from RefSeq and is a predicted model, not a curated record. Gene Ontology annotation, biological process: protein import into mitochondrial matrix. NCBI's taxonomy places the organism in Eukaryota, Metazoa, Chordata, Aves, Passeriformes, Cinclidae. Gene Ontology annotation, molecular function: ATPase activator activity.
UUGACUGAUACUUUUAAAUACUCAACUGAGUUGAGUGAGCAUAGAAAAGGAAACUGAGUUAGGUUGGAGUUAAAGAACUUACUGGUUAGUACUUGAAGUUUCCACUCCUUUUAUAAGAUUAAAAGUGUCAAGAAAAAGCCAAACCUGCAAUCUUACAGGGACUCAAACUGUGUUUUUAUCACAUGUGUAUAGUUAGGAUACAUUCGCACCAUAACAAACAUUCAAGAUGCUUUGAUGUGUGAAGUUAUCACUUCUUUGCUAAUAUGUGUCAAGUGACUCUUCUCCAACCUGCUCAUAAUGCAAAUAAGGUAAGUUACCAUUAACCAGUAUUUCUCAUGUUUUCUGGUGCCUGUACUUCACUUAAAUGUGUGGACAGUCUUUCGUUCCUCUCUGGCUUGAGCUCUGUACCACUUUUACCAAGUUUUCUAUCUUGUCUUCAUUUUCCUCUUGAUCCUGCAUCCUGCUUCUAUUCAAGGGCUGGUGCCUUGGCUUUUUUUCGCUUGCUGUAUUCCCAGCAGCAGUAGCUUUCCACUAACUGCUGGUGCUUUCCACUGAGAUUGGACUAAUGCAGUUCCAGCAGACAUGGUCGACUCUGUCAAAGACCCUCGGGGGUCUCUGGGCACUGUGCUCCCAGAUUACUGUGUAAAAGCACUUAAGCUACUUCUGCACUGAACUGACAGAAUCCUGGUGUUAUUUAUUAGUCUGGUCUCUGAGCUUGGUCUUGCCUGUGAUGAGGUGUCUCCUGCUAAUGCCUUGUUGGAACCUGCAUGUCUUAUAAACUGCUGACUUAAACCACCUUUAUGGAGGCAAAGCAAGUAUAACUUAAUUUGGACAAUUACAGGCUAAUAAUUUUUUUUUUUUUUGCCAGCAUGAUCUGUUUCACACAUUGUUGAGCUCUUAAUUGACUGUAACCACUUAGUAAAAGAUCCUUGCUGUCAGUCUGAAUAAGUCAAGGAAACUCUUGAAUAUUAAUCCGUGGUCACAAACCACAUGACAGAAUAAUACAGAAUUCCUAUAGUGUUAUGAUAUUUCCAGAAAGGUGGCUGUUUGUGGUUCACAUCUAAGUGGAGGAAUUUUUUUGAAUGUUUGAAUAUAGAGAGCCUGGGAAAACUGAUUCGUGAGAAGAAAUGAAAAGAGUUUUUGUUUAGUAUGCUUCACAAUUUUACAUCAUCUACCAUUUAAGCUGACAUGCUUAAACUUUUUCAUGGGGAAGAGAUGAGAGGAAAUUUUGUGGAACUGAAAGGAACAAUAGCCAUAAAACUACUACAUUAUUUUUACAUUCAGAAAUGAAUGCUAAUAUUGAGACUGAAGACUGCAAUGAAAUGGAAGAGUUAGAUUACUAACACUUGGCAAAUUUCUAAGGCAAGAAUUCCCCCUCAGGUAGGUAGGUGGGAGGUAGGUGCUUAAAAUCUGCAGCAUCCAGAUGCUAGAUCCAGAGGAAUGCAGCUGCUUCUUGGUCACCUCAGAGGAGGUUGUGACUUCUGUCCUGAGCUCAGUGCUACAGGCAGCAGCCGCAGCCACUCAUCUUCAAAACCAAACCUGUAGGAGCCACAGGGCAUGAGGGCAGCACCUACAUCUUGCACAGCUGCCUGUUUGCUGGGCAAGUUGCCAACCCACGAUUUAGGCCCUAAGGCAGCUCUAGGAAGGUUUUGAGAAAUAUUUCCAAACUCUUCCCCUCCUCCCACAGUCAAGAAAUGAGGUUGGGGUCAAUCAAAACCAGAGUAUUUUAGCCUCAGAAAUGUUAGUGGCAAAGGCAUCUUGGUUCCAGAUCCAGUUACUUGGCCAUUUACGUUGAAGUUGGAGCUUCAAGUCCUUCUGUCAGAGUUGCUUGUAUGAAAUGUAUAAACUGGUUAUGGGAUAAUUAUGGAAGUAAGUCAUAUAUAGAGGAGACAGUCGGGUGAUAAAAGCAUUUUCACUGUCAUUAUGUUUUGAAUUCAAGAUAAACCUAAUCUGAUUUCUCAGGUUUCCCAGGGGAAAAUUCAAGGCAUUAUUGAACUGUUGUGUGAUAAGACAGCUAAUGCUGUGGAUGACUGUUUCCUUUGUUUCAAAGAUUACAUGGAGGCUUUUCAGAAGUGGAGAGCUUGUUACCUUCCUGAAUUCUGCAAACAUGUGAGAAGCCAGGACUAUGAUAGCCCUUGGACUUGGCAUUGCAACUGUUGCAUUUGCAGGUCGUUAUGCUUUCCGCGUUUGGAAACCAUUGGAGCAGACAAUUACAGAGGCAGCAAAAAGCAUUUCAACUUCUAGUCUUUCAUCGUACUAUAAAGGAGGAUUUGAACAGAAAAUGAGUAGGCGAGAAGCAAGUCUUAUUUUAGGUGUAAGUCCAUCUGCUGGCAAGGACAAAAUCAGAGCAGCACAUAGGAAAAUCAUGAUUUUGAAUCAUCCUGAUAAAGGUGGAUCACCUUACUUAGCAACAAAAAUAAAUGAAGCAAAAGACUUGUUGGAAUCCAGUGCCAAAAACUGAAAGCUGAAGCCUUGGGCCAUAGAAGAUUCAGCAGAUACAUUGUGCAAUAACUUUCAUGUCUGCUUGCUCUGCACAGUUUCUUAACAUUGAUUUCUCAUAUUUAUUGUCAUAAUUAAAGUGCUAAGAUUAUUUAAAAGCAAACUGAAAUAUUUUACGGUUGCAUAAAGUUACGUACAGUUAUGCCCCUACAAGGAGCAGGGAGUUGAAAUGAUGAUCCUUAUGGGCUCCUUCCAACUCAAGACAUUCUAUGAUUCUGUCCCAGUUUUAGUGUAUUCUUACUGAAUUAUAAUCCCUUACAAGCUUUGGAUAAGUUCUUUAGCCCGUAGGGUUUUUUUCAGAAGUAUUUGUUUGUUUCUUUUGUUAAAUUUUGGAUCUUUUAAAAUAAAAAUUUAAAAACAUUCUUUAAUAUAGGGUUGUUUCUUUACUAAUGAAGAAACAACCCUAUCUUUAGGGUCACCAUAAAAUCUGUGACAGUGCAUUGAGUCACAGGAAAUAUGACAGACCCCAUUUGGCAAGUUUUCAGCACCAGUUUACGCUUGAAUCUGUUAAUUUGUGAAGUAGAAGAGUUUGUUCAUGGGUGCAGUUUGAGAGCUGCAACUCAGGACAGAAUGACUGACGGUACUACAGACUGCAGCUUCCACUAGGUGUGUUUAUGGGACUUGGAGCUAUGAAGAAGAAUUCUUGGCUUUGGUUACGUUUUUUUUGUAUGGUUAUGUUUUUUAAAGGAUCUCUUGAAUUGUCAAGUAUUAAUCUAGACAUGCUUUUACUUCAAGUCACAGAGUAUGUUUAAUCUCCAGCACUUGGGAUAAACAUUGGGUUUUCUGCAAGGGUUUUCAAGGCAAUGGGAUUGAAGAAGGUAGGUCCAUAUGGCAUGGUUUAGAUGGAUUUUCCAGGCUGCUGCAUGUCUAGGUUAGCCCGGUUGUGUGAGCCUGGUGUAGAACUGAUACAGCAGGGAGCAAACAGGAGAAUGCAUACUUUGCACAUGGCUCCAGGAACACUUCCUGGGUUAGUUCUCCAGUAAUUCUCAUGUUUCUGCAUUAUGCUUCAUAGCCCAGAGCAUGCAUACCUUCUUCCUUAUGUAGCAUCCUAGCAAUCUAGUGCUGGCUUUGGGGAAUCCUGAAGUCUUGGAUCUCACUUUGGAGAGAACAAGAUUUAAUUGACAGCUCAGGGUAGGUGCUAUUUGGGGCACUUGGCUGCUGCAGAUUACUACCAGUAAGUUGUCUGUAGUUGAAUUAAAUUUCCUAAGCAUAGACAGUCUAGUGUAUUUAGUGCAAGACUGAAAAAACUUCUAGUGUCCAUUCAGACACUGUCAUUAGAAGUACAACAAAUAGCUUACUGAAGUGCUACAAAUGCAAAAUUAGAUACUCCAUUUUCUAGGUUAUUUAGCCAGAGGAAGUGGCUAAGAGCAGUUAAUAUGAGGUUGGAUGCUUUAAUUAUUCACCAGAACAUGCAUUUGUAGUUCAUCCAGUGGUGGGUGCAUAUUAUGUGGAUUUUUCCUUGAAAGGAAGAAAAAGUACAAAUUAUUUUUUUAUCAGGUCCUUCCCACUUUGUCAUAAUUCCCUUACUUUCAUCAAAGGGAGAUGAAAAAUUUUAAGUUGACCCUAAAAGAAAAUACUAAUUCUAAGUACUUUAGAGACUUUGUUGCAAUUAGAGUGGCAAAACAUAUGGCACAAUUUCACUGGAUAAAGCAAAAAAGACCCCCAGGAGAAACUUGCCUGGGAAUAGCAUAUGCUAUGCCAAUACUGCAGUUGCAUCAUAUCACUAGUGCUCUAAUACAAGAAACUUGAAUGAAAAUAGUUUAUUCCUAUGCAUGUUUAGGGCUGGUAAUUCUUUUCACUGGUAUAUCAAUGUGUGUUGGCGAAAAAUAGAACUGUGACAGUUUUCAUUUUGGGAGGAGACAAGUGAAAUAGUGGUGUUCCUAAUUUUCUGAAGUGGAAUCUGUAAGGGAUAUGAAUCAUUGUGCAAAAUCAAAAUUGAUGUGAAUGGUAGGUGGCAAAAGCAUUCUGCUGAAUGAGUUUGAACUGACUAGCUGUUGUUUUCAUAUAGCUACCUUUUUAUUCCUGAGUAAAAUGAGUUGCAGAGAACUGUUCUAAAGUAUCAGUUAAAACAAAUGCAUUAAAGAUGGCUCCUUGCUCUGUUCUUAAAAAUUAAUUUUUCUCAUGUCUUUGUAAGAAGUAGAGGGUUUGUCUUUUUCUGUGAGAUUCUGUUGUUGAUAAUUUCCUUCCUGAUAUAAUUAUUUAUAUCUGAUUAUUUUGGAUGAAACACUUUUUUUCUGCCUUUCAGUUAUGAGAGAGGUUGUCCUUAAAAAGAAGAAAUAAAACAGAGUUGUCAUUCUGGUUUCUGCUUUUUUUUUUUUUUUCAGAGCAGACUAUUGACUAGUUAACAAAUUUUAUAAAUUAACAAAUUAAAAAAUUCAGCAGAUUAACUGGCUCAUCCUAUCUCUGGAAAAUGCUGUAAAAUGAAUGAUGCUAAUGAGGAGCAGUUGUGAAAACAUCACACAUACAAUAGCAUUUUUUUUCUUGUCUGUUUUCUUGCAUAGCUUGCUUUACCUACUAAGUGAUGUUUAGAAGGAUGAAUGUAGGACAGGGAAAGGCUAAUCAUAGAAGUGCUGUUCAAUUUGUUGUUGCUGAUAGUCAACAUGGCAGGCUGAGGAAUGUCUUUGGAGACUGCCUUGCAAAACAGCACCUGGAUUCAUGCUCAACUGGGCUAGGAAG